Molecule: messenger RNA, 3790 nt
Organism: Labrus mixtus (cuckoo wrasse)
Lineage: Eukaryota; Metazoa; Chordata; Actinopteri; Labriformes; Labridae
Gene: adra1aa
Product: adrenoceptor alpha 1Aa
Exons: 3
Coding region: 815-2260 (481 amino acids)
Biological process (GO): adenylate cyclase-activating adrenergic receptor signaling pathway; cell-cell signaling; phospholipase C-activating G protein-coupled receptor signaling pathway
Cellular component (GO): membrane
Molecular function (GO): alpha1-adrenergic receptor activity
Source: RefSeq, a predicted model, not a curated record
AAGUGGUUCGAAGAGAAAGCAGUGAGUCACUUGGUACUCAGCAUCAUCUGCAAAGACGUGAAGCACCUGAAGGUCGGGCAUUUAUAGUCUGCCGGUAGACGUGCACGAGAGCUCUCCGCGUUGACCGCACUCGGCUUCUCCUCUCACCGUCCGCGAGACAACAAUCAUAAAAGCGUCUCCAAUUGUGGUUCAGGCAAGACGCCAGGAUGAGAAAAGCAGACCAAAAGUUGGACACUGGAUACUGUCUCUGUAAACAAGAAGAGCCUAGAUGUUGGUUACUGCUCAUCUAUCAUCUUACCUGAAAACUGUAUGCCUCCAGGGACAAUAAAAGAAGAGCUCAUUGUCUUUUUGUUCCGAAACUGCAAAUGUUAAUUUGGAGAAAAUGCAAACAGUUUCUCGGGUGUGUACAUGUGUAUGACAUCUAAAAUGCAUUUCAAAAAGUGUCUUUGUAUGAGGUGCAUAAUAACAAUAUUCAAGAUGGAUAACCUUAUUUCAGCAUAGUAGGUUUUGUUUGCAUAUAUUAUAUAUAUAUAUAUAUAGAUAUAUAUAUCUAUAUAUAUAGUGAUUCUGCAUGCAUCCUGUAGUUUUAUUUUUCUUGAUGCAUUGUCAACGUAAUGGCUCAUUUGCUACUGACAUCAUCAUUCAAAUUAUGUUGUGACAAGGCUGACUUAAUGUGAUCAUUACUCUAAUAGCUUUUAUGAGAAUGCCCUGAUGUCCCUUUUCUCCUGUAGUGAAUUUACAAAGCUGGAGUGUGUGUUUCUGUCUGUUUUUGCUGCACAGGACAGUGUCAAGCAUCAGCUAAGUAUUUGAACAGAUGGUUCCUGUGCUGGACAAUAUGACCCCUGCUCCUCCAACACAGAACUGCUCCAACUGCAGCCAGACUUCAGUGCCAGAGCUCAACGUGGUCAAAGCUGUGGUUUUGGGCCCUGUGCUUGGUGUCCUUAUUGUCUUUGGAGUUGUUGGAAACAUCCUGGUAAUCCUCUCAGUAGUUUGUCAUCGACACUUGAGGACAGUUACACACUAUUUCAUAGUUAAUUUGGCAGUGGCAGACUUGCUGAUAAGCUCCACUGUACUACCUUUUUCUGCCAUUUUGGAGAUUGUGGAUCGUUGGAUGUUUGGACGGAUUUUUUGUAAUGUUUGGGCAGCUGUGGACGUGUGCUGCUGUACUGCCUCCAUCAUGAGCCUCUGCGUGAUCUCUGUUGACCGCUACAUUGGAGUCAGUUACCCUCUGCGAUACCCAACUAUAAUGACAAAACGCAGGGCACUGCUGGCGGUGAUGCUGCUCUGGGUUCUGUCAAUCAUCAUAUCUAUCGGACCUUUGUUUGGUUGGAAGGAGCCGGCGCCUGAGGAUGAGUCAAUCUGCAAGAUCACAGAGGAGCCGGGCUACGCCAUCUUCUCCGCUGUGGGCUCUUUCUACCUCCCUCUGGCCAUCAUACUGGUCAUGUACUGUCGGGUUUACGUGGUUGCUCACAGAGAGAGCCAGGGCCUGAGGGAAGGCCAAAAGACAGAGAAAUCAGAUACAGAGCAUGUAAUACUCAGAAUACACAGAGGAAACACGACUGUAUCAGAGGACGAAGCACUUCGCAGCCGAACACAUUUUGCCCUGAGACUGCUCAAGUUCUCACGAGAGAAGAAGGCUGCCAAGACCUUGGGCAUUGUUGUUGGCUGUUUCGUGUUGUGCUGGCUGCCCUUUUUCCUGGUGCUUCCCAUUGGCUCCAUAUUUCCAGCAUAUAGACCUUCAGAGACGGUCUUCAAGAUCACCUUCUGGCUCGGUUACUUCAACAGCUGCAUCAACCCCAUCAUCUACCCGUGCUCCAACCAAGAGUUUAAGAAAGCUUUCCAGAGUUUACUGGGAGUUCACUGUCUGAGAAUAACUCCCAGAUCACACCAUCAUCAUCUGAGUGCAGGUCAGGGUCAAGCACAGGGUCCCAGCCAGACCCUCUCGCUGGGCCUGGACAGCAGGGGGGCUGCCUCUCGGCUCAGUCCCUCCUCCUCUUUGGCCCUGUCCAGGUCCCCGUCCUCCAGGGACAGCAGGGAGUGGAGGGUCUUCUCUGGAGGCCACGCAGGCGGGUCUGGACCAUCUGAGACAAGCAGGGACAAAAUGGCCAAACUCUGCAGUAAAAGCUUUAAUCGGAACUGCUGCUGCUGCAUCCUUGGUGAUGCAACUCCCCCGCAGGACUCAGACUAUGCCCAGCCCCCUAAUGUUCCCACCAUUAAAAUACACCAACUGUCACUGUCGGAAAAAGGAGAGCCCGUAUAACUACUGUAAUCCUUCAUCCAUUAGUCAUGACUCUCCUUUCAAGGUCAUGGAUGAGAAUGUAUGUCCUUUUUUCUCCGUUCAUUUCACAGAGGAUAAGCUGGAUUGGAACCGUGGCUGCUUAAAAAUUUUAAGUCUCUGCUUGAGUGUCAUCUGUGAUUUUUCCUAGAUUUAAAAUGAUCAAAACUCUGCGAAGAAAUUUCAUAGCCAAGAUAUUUUACUCCUUAAAAUAUGGCAUCUUAGGUUUUGUUUUAACAGAAGAUAUUGCAUUUUGACAGUUUGAAAAUAAUUACAGUCAAAUAAAGACCCUGUGAAACCUGGACGUAAAGACAAAAAUCUGUAGACCAAAAAAAAGACCAAAAUAUCUUUAAUGUUUACAUAUUUUAUAUAACUGAAAAGCAGGUUAAAUGUGUAAAACAAAAUGUAUACAGGAACGUUUUAUAUUGCAUGAUUUCACCAAAUGUUUUCAAAAUGCUGGUCAGUGGUGCUCCUGAUGUCUCCAAAGUUUGCCUAUAAUGCUGUUCCUGUUGUCAAAAUAUUGUAUGUGUACUGCUGUGUACACAUAAAAAAACAGGGGAUCUUGUGUACUUCUAUGUCACACUACAAUAAAUUUGUAUGACAUAUUCCUACAAGGGGAUUCAUGGGGACAUUUUUCGACCGUAGAUGUUGAUUCACUAAAUAGCCCCUGAAAACGUCUAUUUCAUCUCUCCGCACUCCCACAAUACCAUGUACUGUAUACCUCCAAGCUGUGCCAGAUGGGUGUCUUAAUAUACUUCUGUGGAAUUUUAGCUGACCUUGUGGUUGCUGACCUCAAUCCUGCCCGCCCCCAAAUCCACCAGAUUUAGAGAUGUCAGUAUAAGUCAUACGCAGAGAUUCUUCUCUCAAGCCUUUCGCUUUCUUCAGAUGUCUUUAACUGCCAUCCACACAGAACACACAGAGGCUUUUAUCUCUGCUUUUAUACGAUUGUCUGUGUGUACAGGCGCUCUUUGCAGGCGGGAAGGUGAAAACGGAGUGUGUUGAGUGUGAGUUCAAGCCUGCGAAGUGUCUCUCUUUGUUUACCAAGAAGAAUCAAAGGGCAAGAGGACAAACCUCAGCCAACUCUAUUGAUUUAUUUACCCCUUUCUACCCCUCCCGUAGUACCAAGAUGUACUCUCUCGGUGAGGUUGGAGAGAUGCAGCCGGACUUCUUAAGCCACUCUCUGCAUGUUAAGUUUAGUCGUGGAAGUGAAGUGGACAGCAAUCCCGCGGGGGAGGCACCCGGCGGCACAGUGAGAGUGCUUGUCUGUGUCCGCGUUGUCAUUGACUGGACUACAGUGAACUUGUAAAUCACACCGUCUCUGCACGGAUGCCAUUAGAGGAGCUGCAGCAAUAAAGUACAGAUGGUACAGAUGACCUAAUUCACCCCUCCCUUUCUAUUAUCUCCAUCUAUAGAACGUGAUUGGACAAUGAUCAAAACAAAAUCCAGUGAAUACCUUUGUGCCCUGUGUUAUUAAGAAAUCAUCCCCCGAAUGCAAUAGCUGUUAUGAAUACCAUA